Solenopsis invicta (red fire ant) is the source of this 1167-nucleotide messenger RNA. It is a transcript of the gene Uch, whose product is annotated as ubiquitin carboxyl-terminal hydrolase isozyme L3. Gene Ontology annotation, molecular function: cysteine-type deubiquitinase activity. Gene Ontology annotation, biological process: protein deubiquitination; ubiquitin-dependent protein catabolic process. Gene Ontology annotation, cellular component: cytoplasm. The coding region runs from base 149 to 823 and encodes 224 amino acids. The transcript is spliced from 7 exons. NCBI's taxonomy places the organism in Eukaryota, Metazoa, Arthropoda, Insecta, Hymenoptera, Formicidae. The record is from RefSeq and is a predicted model, not a curated record.
UCAACGUUUCACGCGUCAUGAAAACGAGACCGCAGGAAUUUGAAUCAUCGUGACGUGAGGGGGAUUGGCUCGGCGAAAGAUAAGCGCAUUAAACGUUUACCGGCGUUUUGGAAAGAAUCUCUACGAGAAAAAGAUAUUGCGGAACAACAUGGCUUGGGUGCCGUUGGAAUCAAAUCCGGAGGUUAUGACAAAGUUUCUCCACAAGUUGGGUGUCCCAAAGAAAUGGUCGGUUUUGGAUGUGUACAGUUUAGAGCCAGAGAUGCUGGCUAUUGUCUCUAGGCCUGUACUUGCGGUCAUUCUACUUUAUCCCGUUCCUUCAAAGACUGAGAAGACUGAAGAAGACAAAGAAGAAGAAAAAGAUAGCACCCCUGAUUCUGUUUACCACAUGAAGCAAAGUAUUUCAAAUGCUUGUGGGACCAUUGCGUUGAUUCACAGCGUGGCGAAUAACUUAGACACCAUACAGCUGGAGGAUGGAUUUCUCAAAAAGUUUUUAGAUGAAACCAAAGGACUCUCGUAUCUUGAGCGUGGCGAGCGUUUGAUGAAAACUCAAGAUAUUAUUGAUACUCACAUGGAAUCUGCCCAGGAAGGACAGACCGAGGCGCCUACUGAAGAUGUAGAAGUAUAUCAUCAUUUUGUGGCAUUCAUACAUAAGGAUGGAUCCUUAUACGAGCUAGACGGUCGAAAGCCUGCCCCUAUCAAUCACGGCUCAACUACGCCAGAGACUCUCCUUGACGAUGCAGCUCGCGUGUGCAAGGAAACGUACAUCGAUCGCGAUCCUAACGAAGUGCGUUUCACGGUGGUCGCACUUGCUGCCAACGAGUAAACUGCGUCCACAUCCUCAAGUGCAUUCGCCUUUAAGCUAAUUUAAGCUCAAAUAAUUUAUUUUUUACGUUGUACAAUGUUGCAUAUAUUUCGCUUCGGCAAUGACAUAUCUUGUCAAUUUUUUUUUUAAUUGCCAGCUUUUUUAACACUGUGUAGCAUGUUAAUGAAAAAAAUUUAUAUACACAGUUGUAUAUUGCACUGUUUUGCUUUUAUUGAAAAAGAAAAAGAAAAAAAAUCCUUACCACAGAUCACUGAAUUUUCAUACAGUUAUGCACACGGAGAUUGUAGCAGGUUAAUAAUACUGAAAGUGAUGUAUGUAACUAUUUUUAACUGUCAAAAAAAAAA